AGUCCUGCCGGAGCAGAUCUGUUUGACGCCAAAACUUGCUCGUUUGGCGGCGCGCGUCAUCGUUUCGUGCGGCGGGCACGGCGCGUGAGUGUUGGAGAGACGCAGAGAAGGAAGAACACACGUUUUUUUUUCUCUCCCAGCUCCUGGAGAGGAACAACAACACACCACUUAAAGAAGAAAAAAGAUGAUGGCCGGUGGUGGCGAAGCCGCCAUGGACCAUAACGGGAUCUUUUCCACGUCGAACCUGCACAACCUGCAGCAGAGCCACAUGGAGGCUGACAACGCAGACUCCCGCAAGCGGCCGCUGGAAACUCCGGAGGAGGAGGCCGGAUGUACCAAGCGCACCAACACGGGAGAGGAGGGUGAGUACUUCCUGAAGGUGCUGAUCCCCAGCUAUGCAGCCGGCUCUAUAAUUGGCAAAGGCGGCCAGACCAUUGUACAACUACAGAAAGAGACGGGGGCCACCAUUAAGCUGUCCAAAUCCAAAGACUUCUACCCAGGAACAACAGAGCGUGUCUGUCUGAUACAGGGUACUGUCGAAGCCCUCAACGGUGUCCACAACUUCAUUGCUGAGAAAGUCCGUGAGAUGCCCCAGAGUGCCCAGAAGCCAGAACCAGUCAGCAUACUGCAGCCACAGACCACAGUCAACCCUGAUCGUAUCAAACAGGCAAAAUUGAUCGUGCCAAACAGCACAGCAGGGCUGAUUAUUGGCAAGGGAGGCGCCACAGUCAAAGCGGUGAUGGAGCAGUCAGGAGCGUGGGUGCAGCUCUCCCAGAAGCCAGAGGGCAUCAACCUGCAGGAGCGAGUGGUAACAAUCAGUGGUGAGCCUGAACAGAACCGCAAGGCAGUGGAGAUCAUCGUACAAAAAAUCCAGGAGGACCCCCAGAGCAGCAGCUGCCUCAACAUCAGUUACUCCAAUGUCUCGGGCCCAGUCGCCAACUCCAACCCCACCGGAUCCCCCUACGCUAACACCGCCGAGGUGCUGCCUAAUGCAGCUGCAGCAGCUGCAACUGCCUCCAGCCUUCUGGGUCAGGCCGGCUUGACGGGAAUGGGUGCCUUCCCUGCUGCCAUGUCGAGCUUCUCUGGCAAUGACCUGCUGGCCAUCACAUCGGCCCUCAACACACUGGCCAGCUAUGGCUACAACACUAACACCUUGGGCCUGGGCCUUAACCCCGCAGCUGCCUCUGGUGUCCUCGCUGCAGUAGCAGCUAGUGCCAACCCGGCUGCAGCUGCUGCAGCUAACCUCUUAGCCUCCUAUGCUAGCGAUGCCUCCGGCGGCGCUGGCCACCCUGUGACCGGCCUUGGCGGGUUCUCCCUGGGUUCUCUUGCAGCUGCUACAGGGGCUUCCAAUGGGUACCUGAACGCCUCAUCCCCACUGAUGGCCUCCUCCUUAUUAGCAACGGAGAAGCUGGCAGACGGAGCCAAGGACGUGGUGGAAAUUGCUGUACCUGAAAAUCUGGUUGGUGCCAUUUUGGGGAAAGGAGGGAAAACGCUGGUUGAAUACCAGGAGCUAACAGGAGCCCGCAUCCAGAUCUCCAAAAAGGGAGAGUUCAUUCCUGGUACUCGGAACCGUAAAGUUACCAUAACAGGGUCGCCAGCCGCUACGCAAGCAGCGCAGUAUCUGAUCAGCCAGCGGAUCACCUACGAGCAGGGCGUGCGAGCUACCAACCCGCAAAAAGUGGGUUAAAAAUGUAAAAAAAAGGAGGAAGAAAGGAAAGGAUGAGGACAGAGCUAGAGGAGAAUUCUAAAGGGUCAAAAUGAGGAAAAAAAGAGAAAUGUCCAAAUAUUUAAUAUUUCAGAAUCAAAUGAGAGGAUUACAAAGGAGGAGGAGGGGGAGACACCGAAGACAAAGUGUGUGUGAUAUUUGAAUGUUUUGGGACUGAUGUCCUGAUCUUUUUUAAAAGUUUGUGUCCAGUCCUUUUUGAUGAUGGUUAUCAGAGUAAGCUGAACUUGUCCACUGCCAAGGUGCAGAUUCAAGGGUGAGGCCACAUGGUUUCACUUUCCUCUAAAACCUCAUUGAUGAGUUUCUUUACUUAAGUUUUGUUUUGGUUUUUUUUAUAUAUAUUUUUGAUUGGUUUAAUCGUUUUGAUGUAACUUGCAGACCUCAGCUCCCGGUGAGUUGAAUGUCCAGUGAGGUCCCAGCAAACCGACGGGGCCGUUUCACGGGUCUUUGUCUUUGUACGCAAUGUGCAAGGCGUUGGCGAUGGGGUGGGGGUGGGGGGUGGGGGCUCAAAGCAAGCAUGUGAGAUCACCUCACUUUAUGAGAAGCAAAUCAUUUCCUUAAAGAAAUCACACAUUUGUAAAUUUUUUGGGGGGGGAUCUUGAAAAUUGAAGUUUAAAAAUUUGGGUAUUUUAUAUUUUUAUCCAUUAUUUAUUGAUAUGAUCUAAUUCAUUGACAGAUGAUUUGAACCUGUAAAUGCAGGUUAAUCUGAAUGUAAAAAAAUAGCCUAUUGAUAUUUUUUAUUUACAGGGAUCAAAUGUUGUCUCGCAGUGAAAGAAAUGUACAAGAUAAACCCAGUCUGAGCUUCACAGUUGCCGUCUGCAAGGGUCGUUCUGGGGUUCAAUAAUCUACAUGAGAUAAUAGAGGAGACACACAGGAAUGUAUAAAUAUAUUUCACGUGAACACACUUAGUUAAUGCUCCUACAAAUGCACAAACAUAUUUAGUCAUUGUGACAAACACUCCAAAAACAAACAAACCUUUCUUGGUGCUACAGGAUUGGCUAUAAAUCAUCACCAUUAGAAAACCAGAAUCUCCCACUCACUCUUGGUUUAAAUAGGCUGACUUGUCAUCAAGGGUUAGGAAUAAGGGUGUGCGAUACUGCUAUUGUUGCUAUCAACCUGAUAACAUGUAAAUACAGGGAAAGUACAGUGGUAUCUUGGUUUUCCGUUCCAAAAGGUCUGAAGACCAAAUUGCAUCCAUCCAACCAAAAUAAUAACACUAUUUGUACAAACAUAUUUUAGUUUUACAUGCAAAUACUUAUAAAUGAUGAAUGAAAUAGAUAAAUGAAUGAGUGAUGAGUGGAAAGGUAGGAUGUUAGGGGAGCGAGAUUACUUUGCUAUGAGUUCUUUCCUGAAUUCGUUACUUAGUCACCAACACGUUGGAUUCUUUGUUUUGACCAGUUUGUCUGUCAUGAUAUUUAGCUGUGCAUCAACCGAGACGAUAUGCAAAAACCGUGGCCACAUUUUCAUUUAAUCAUACAAAAAUUGGGGCGUAUGAAAACCGAGGCACCACUGUAUAACAAUAUAACAAUGUAACAUUAUGACUAACCCAAUAAAAAACACAUUCAGCUAUCAGUGAAAAUAAACAUAGAAAACUGAAAAAUCAUCACUACCCUUGGUAUUAAUGCCAUAUAUAUUUGGAUCGAUCCACCCACCCCAAAUUAGUAGGCUGGAUCAUAGGUAGAACUAGAUACAAUGUGCCUACAUGGCGGCCAUCUUAGCCUGGGCCGCUUUUCCAACUUGCUUAUUUCUCAACUGAUAUGUGCUAUUAAUACACAACAUUGGAUUAUUUUAAUUACCUAUAAAAAUGUUACUUUUUGUUUCUUUGUUUCGACUUUACGGCGUAUUUUGGAACCGAAUGCAACAUAAUGUCCAGGCAUUCUUGUUGUCUUUCAUUUCCAUGCCAUCUACAGCAAUGUAAUGCCUUGGCACUUUGCCCCUACUAGCUUAAGCUGGCCGCAGGCACGCAACUCAAAGGGGCGUAAAAUACGUAUCUAGUUUUAUCUAUGACCUGGAAGACGUGACAGUCGCUCUUGCAUGAUAAAAUAGGGUUGGUUCUUAAUUUCAAUACAGUUUUAAAGUCUCAAGCCAACCCAUACUCCCUAAAAUUCACUUACAAAGGUUUGCCUUAUUGUCAUAUGCGCACAUCCCAAUUUUACCAUCAAUUUAGAUGUACCUUCUGAGCCGAAAAUAGUCCAUUUCACAAAGAAAAGCUGUACUACCAGUAUCUGUGAGAAAAAAAAAACAUGCCUUCACAUAAGGGUACCAAAUAUUCAAGAGACAUCCUCUAAAGAAAGGGAAUGACACUUGAAAAGAAGUCUUGGUCACAGUUUCUCUGUGAGCCAUCCUUCUGCAUUUGCAUCGAGACAAAAAAGAUUUGUUCAAUUCAUCCGGGCAGCCUUUUAUCCGACCCAAAACAUGCGACUCAUCAUUAACUUUGGGAGGAGCAUACAGAAACCAUCAGAAAUAAUAUCUUGGAAUCACUGUCUUUCAUGGACAAUAGUUGUUCUCGUGGAGGGAGGCAAACUAUUUAGAGCAUUUCCAAGCACUCCAAGAGUACCUUGGCCUCCCUGUGUGCUGCUAUCCAUCGCGUUCAUUUCGAAGACUGCACUGUGAGACAUUAAGAACACAAUGCGAGGUUCGUCUAUUACUUAGUGGGGCGAGAGAAUAUUUUCUUCCAAAUCACACAGAUAGACCAAGACCCGAUCCCCAUAAGCGCAUCUUCCAGUUUCUGGCAUCAGCACUGACACACUAAAUUUUUAAAGGAUGUACUCUAACGAAUGUUUAGUGUGUCAUGUAUUAGAUCAUAGUCAAUACAUCAUAAUUUCAACAGUCCCUGUCAAGCAAAAAAAAAAACUCUGUGAUCGGCUUUUUGAAGACACGGAGCUGUAAGGGUCGGUGCUGAGUGGUAUCCAAGAAAAUCUGAACCAUUUGUGGGUUGUUGUUGUUUUUUUUUCCUUCAAAGUCUUUUGUCGCUGCAGUUUUCAUGAUAGUUCAUAACGUUUUUCAAAGUACAUGGAUUUUUCUGUGUUAACGUUUUAGUCGCGGUGAGCCUCUCUUCCUGUAUGGCUACAAAGUCAUCCAUUACCAAUCUGGCUACUAGUGAAAUCUUUGUCUACUAGAACAUUUGCACUGCCCAAUGUUUUAGCGAAUAAGAAACAAGCACAAAAAGGGGAUGUUUAUCAAUGCAAAUGGACUGCUUGAUUGCAGGGAGCUCUUCUCAAACCUCUCUCAUCGAAACAUAGUGCCAAAUCUCUCUGCACCUCAUUAACUUUCCUCUUACUCCCGCACCUACUUAUUGCCCUUUGUUAUGAUUCUUAGGGUGCGUUCACACUUUGUGCACUGGUCCGGAGCAAAAAAUGCUAAAAAAAAAAAAAAGAAAACUUGGUGUGUACUUUAUUGCGGGUCAGUUCACACCAAACAAUGCUCAGUGAAGCAUAUGCAUAGUCGCGUGUCGACUGUACCCUUUUUGUGACGUGUCUAUUGACACACCCAAAACAAUAUGUUGUCUUCCUGGUUAUACAUGGCUUGUAGGGCUUGUGUUUCUGUGGUAAAAUCUUUACCAAUAUAGAUUACACUGGACUCCGUUUAUGUCCGUCUAACACCUAAAUUAUAUAUGCAGUCUCUACACCGACCCCUCCAAUGCGUCCUAAUCUUUCUAUAGCUCUUCUUCUGGAUUGACAGUGUGACGUGCAGUUAUCUGACGGAACACUAGGGAGACAAUGUUUUCCUCCGAAUGACCAACCGUAACUCUCGUUUACUAAACUGUUCAGUUUGUCUUAGAAUUGUCUUUCCAGGAUUUAGUCGAUUGACUAAUCAAAUCCCUGUCCACCGCUUGAACCGAUGUCAACAUACACAUAUGAUAGGGUCGUUUUUGUUGACGUGAAAUUCGAAACCUAAAGGGGCCUUUUUCAUGUAAAAAUUGGUAAUUCCAUUCCUAUCAUUUGCUGUUUUAUUGCAAAAGAAUAUUUGUGGAAAUUUUUUGGUCAUUUUUCUAAACCUUUUCUUGGGUUUUACGAACCAUUGCCUGGUUUCAGUUGCAAUUAGUCGUAUCUUAUCUUAUCUGAUCUGAUUGUGCAGUCCGGUCCAGGGUUUGGUAGAUUGUGUUCACGCGCAACCAAACACAUCGUAUUAACAAAGUUAAUCCUAACCCAACCAAGUGUGAACGCACCUUUAGGUGUCACCUGUGCUUUUACCUCCUGUGCAGUACACUGUGCUCUCUCUCCCCUUCUUUCUCCUGUCUUGUCUUCUGCCGGGUGGUGUCGGGCGUGCUGCGGGGUGGCAGUUAUGACCCCUGUCGUAAGGGUAUGAAAAUAUUUAGCAAGGCUAAAAAUGCACAGUAAAAAUAAAACCUGCCUCCAAAACUGUGACACCCGCUCUGAGACCAACCAGCAACAAUUCCCUUAAAGUGUCCCAUUUAGUCAAUGACGAGAACAAGUCUUAUUUUAAAGGGUUUGGACCACAAGCUGUGGUCCUCUAAGAGAAGAGGUAUUGUUGUUUUUCAAAUGUCCGCCGAUAUUCAUAAUCGAACUGAACAAACAAAGCUCAGCCUCUAGACAAAGCGAGCAUAAGUUAAAAGUACGUCGGGAACUCGUUUGUAACCUCAAGCUGAAACAAUGACAUCUUUUAUGCAUAUCCUCUUAUCUGAAAAUGACUCCAAUUCAUUUCUGUGGAAUAGGAAUAUGUCACGUCAUAUGAUCUAUAUGUACUUUAUUGUAGCUAUUCUAGUUUGUAGUCUAAAUGCAGUCCGGCGUUGUCGAUACAAUGUGAACUAUGUUAUACUUGUGUGGAUGAUGAGAGUGCCAACUAAGCCUGAUUAAGAUUAGCUUUGCAAUUUGUUUGUGCAUUCUGAUGACUCAUCAAACGGUGGCGUCCACGUUUCUGUCACUGAUGAUUUAGUUUGACCGUAAGAAAACGUAAAGAAUAUUGAAAGCAAUAUAGUAGCAUGUUGUCCUGUUUUGUGUUUUAUGUCUGUUGUACGAACUUUUGAAGUUACUUCAAUUUUGAAUGAAUAGGUUUACAUGUACUUUUUUGUAAGUUAUAAAGAUGCUGCUAUUUGAUAAGUAAACUAUACAAAGUAUUUUAGUUGAAAAGAUGUCUGGUCGGUUGAUUAGAAACACGGGCAUACAAAGAGGUGUAUAGAAUACUACAGUAUUGGUAAGGUAGUACAAGUAGUACUAGACUUCAUAGUACACCCUGUGCCAAACUAGACCUCUGCAGCUUCUGAAAUUGUAGAUGUGCGAUCAAUUGUUAGAUAUCAAUAACUUGUUUAGAAGUGCUGAUCAAGUGCCAACCAAACACUGUCUUUUAAGUUUAAAAAAAAAAGAAGAUAAUCAUGAAGAAAACAAAGGAGAAAAAACUGUCUGUGCAUUGUUUUAUCCCAUAGGUACAUAGAAUAUAAGUAAAAGAUUGUGAUUUUUAUGUUGUUUUACAUGCCAUGCAUCCCUUGUGUGUUUGACCUGUGGCUUAAGUACUGCUGUUUUCUCACAAAUGUCUCUAUAGGCCAGCAUGGACUAAGCAUAACAUGUUAUACGCAUUCAUAACAUAGUCAUUAACAAUCAAAAAUGUGUUUGUGGAGUUAGGUGUUAUCUUUUUGCACGUCUUCUAAUGCAUGGUAUCAAAAAGAAAACCUUUGGAGGAGGGGGAGGAAAAAAAAAAAAGAACAAAAAUUUUGCGAGGCGACUCCAGACAUUCAAAGACAUAACACUGCAUGCGGUCAAAUGUAAAGCGCUUACGUUUACUCGCCUCAUGUUUAUCCAGUUGUGUUUUAAUGUUGUUAGUUGGAAGGGAGUUUAUUAUUGUCAUGUUGGCCCAAAAACGGCACUAACACAGCACUCAUCUCAGAAAAGACGUUUUGGUUUAUGGGCCUUAGGGGUGUCACGGUACGUCGUAGUCACGGUUUGGUAUGCACCUUGAGUUUUAAGGUUGUUCUGGGAACAAAAUGCAAAACUGCUUAGCUUUUGUGGAGAUGGCUUGAAUUAUUUUAUUUUUUUUAGUAAAACUGCAAACUGCUGGCAGGUAAUUCUCUAAUAAAAAACAUUUUCAAAUAUAUAGCAUACAGAAAGAUUAAAAAGGGGUGGACACUUUGAUUAGAGAUGAUUAAACCAAUCCAAAGUAUGUCAAUGGAUGCUAAGCUAUCUGAACAAAACAACAACAUCUUAACUGUGUGUUAUUAGUGACAAAGCAAGCCACUGGCAUAUAUAUUAAUUUAUCUCGUUAAUAUUUUUUACAAGAUGCCAAAAGCCUCCUGUCCAACAGUAAAAGUAUAAACACUGUGAAUUACCGUUUUAUUUUUAGUUAGGUCCCCUUUGCCCAGUUCCUGAUCUGGCACAUUGCUUUUUUUUGUCGUAUCCACUUGCAGUUUACGUUUUUCACUUGGAAGGCCAUCUGGUUUUCAAGCUCUGGCUUCUUCUUGGCACUAUCGCUAGCCAAGGGCUGGACCACCAGUGUAUUUGUUUACCAAGUAGACGCGAUAAACACUUCCUGUCCCUCACUUUAUGUGUGCCGUGUGGGGAAAUCGGUGCGCCUUUGUACCGAACUGAUUACCAGUACCGUUACACCCCUAGUAGGUACAGCAAGAACUUUGAACAAAAAAAAAAUUUGAAAUGAGCAAACGUGAAUAUGUAAUUCAAUUAAAUUGUCUUCUUGUUUUGUCUUGUUUCUGUUUUGUUUGGGUUUUAUUAAGGAUAUCAGACAUACGAGGAUACUAGACAUUUAUUUAACAACCAGGUUGAACCUCAUGUAACCUGUCCCAAGAUGUGAUUCAUUUUCUUUUAUGUCACAGCUUGAAAGCCUAGAUCUAAUCUAUGAAUGUACACAUUACUGUUUGAAUCCGUCUUUAAUGUCAAAUCAGGGCAGGAAUGUCACAAACAUGUAGAGUUAAUAUCUAUGUCAAUAACAGAUUUCAGCUAUAGUCAGGUAGGCCUCGCACGGCCAUUAUCAUGAACCAGACAUGUUUUACCCAAUUUCCAAUUCACUGUCACCAUUAUCUUGUUUGUUUGGUGUUGCAUAACUGCACUUUACUGAUAAUUGGGUCAUAGUAGGUGUGAGAUGAAGCAAACCAUGUUUUGAAAUUUUCUUAUGUUCGGAUGUCAUUCUUUUUUUUUUUUGUCGUAUUUAUUUAUUUUCCCUAAUCCUGUUGGGCGAAUAACGGAAAGGGCUGGAGUCUCAGACAAAAUGGAGAAGUAGCGCCUGCGUCUUCUCUCAAAUUGUGUUCUCCUUCACAUUCCCUUCAGCAGAAGUUUGUGUCUAUCACGGAGUGCUUUGUUUCUAACAAGGAAUACUUUGCUUUUCUAAUCUAUAACUGUUUAUGUGUUUUGCAAAUCGGAAAGUGUGCAUCAUUACCGUAGAUAUUUUCUCUGUGGGGGGCUGACGCCACUGAGGGAUGCAUUCUGAUCCAACAGUCUGGUCUGAGAGGCUUCAUCGGCACCAGCAAAAAGCACGAUUCUCCCUGAAAAUAGCAGAGGAAAAUGAGAUGUCGUGAAUAAUAUUAAUGUCUCUUAGGCUACCAGCCCCCCACCGCCCUGCCUCGUCAUUGCAUUUACUUAUCCAUGAUACGAACGCCAAGUGGAUUACUGUUAGCAUUCCAAAAGAAGAUUCUGUCCACACAUGUUCUGGACAUUCAUUGGCUGCCUCAAGAAGGCUCGGACUGGCAAACGCGACACUCUUAAAACCUCCUAUGGAAUCACAGCCUACGUGACACCGCCGUUCAGUCUUUUAGUCCGGUGAAAACCGUGUUCACCCUUUAAACGGAUCCAAGUAUUUCAGAGAGCAUCCAUCCGAGAAAAGAUGAUACUUUUUUGUGUAUUUUUGUUGUCUUUGACCCUCACAUGAACCUGUUGACUUCUACAUCCUCAAGAACUCAUGUAUACGUUGGAUUUGCUACGCCACUUUUUUUGUUUUUACUUUGUCAAACUGCAAGGAAUGUCAUUUGUUUUCUAGAGAAGGGUCGAGUGCCUUGCAAGAUGUUUUUAACAUUGUACAGCGGAACCCGUUUUUGUCGACAGCUGGUUUAUGUCAACCGACUCAGAUUACUAAAAGGUGCCCAACAUACAUACAUUUUGUCAACAAUAAAUUUGACAAGUGUUGUAGUAUUGUUAAUGUCAUCAUUAUCGCGGCAAAAAAACUGCGACAUAGCCACUUUCGAUUUACACCACAUUAAAACGUGCACACAGUGACUUCCUGUUUAAUGCAAAGUAAGCUCCAUAAUAAAAGCAUGAGAGUAUUAACCAACAAAAUUCACCCAUUGUUAUUUUGAGUUUUCUUUAGUCAUUCUGGUCAGGAAAGUAAAAUAUUGCGGAUGUGAAUCUUAAAACAACUCAAAACUCAAUUUGAUUCUCAGUUUAACAAGAUGCUAGCAACAUACUACUUGGUGUUUUUUAUGUAAAAUCUUUUUAAAACAGGUUACAGGUUACAAAAGCUCCUCUUGGCUGCUGAAGAAUACGCGCGGGGAGAGGGCUGGAAAAAAUCGAAUUGUAAUUAGGGAUGGAACAACGAACGGUAUUAAUGCUAACCACAUUAAAACCUCUGACAGUUAGUAUUACCGUUUGAAUUAAAAUUAUGAAAAAAAACGUAAUUCAUAGCCGCACUUGGUCAAACUCAUGGACCGACUAGUGCUACCAUGAAUUGAUUAACGUGGACCCCGACUUAAACAAGUUGAAAAACUUAUUCGGGUGUUACCAUUUAGUGGUCAAUUGUACGGAAUAUGUACUGUAUUGUACAAUCUAUUAAUAAAAGUUUCAAUCAAUCAAUCAAUCAAAAGCUAGCUUAAAUGCUAACAUGAAUACAAGCCAUAUUAAUAUAUUUCCACACUAAAGGGGGUCAUAUUAUGAUUUUUUAUUUCUACAUUUAAAACACUUCCUUGUGCUCUACUGUCUACAUAACAUGUAAUGGUGGUUCUUUGGUCAAAAUUUUGCAAAGAUGAUGUUUUACAUACCGCAAUCAAGCCGCUUUCUGACCGUCUCCUUAGGAUGCACCGUUUUGUGGGCGGUUUUAUUUACGUGCCUCCACUUCGACUGCGUCUUCUCCCCGUCAACCACGUUGUACUUUUUAGCACUUCCAUAUUGAGUCUACUGGCAGAUAUAAGUUUAAACUACUUUAUAUUAGAAAUGGCAACAGCAGAGGAUGCAUGUGCACGUACGAGCCAGUCUGCUGCGCAACAAGAGGAUAGAGAAAAAGAAGGCGCUUAUUGACUUCAACAUCACUACAAUAGCUGACUCGCGUAAAGCUCUAGGGGUAAAUCUCUACUGUAUAUGAAGAUAUCCGCUGACAUCACCAAUUGGAAAAACAUUACAAAUUGGGCAAAAUUCCAAAUGGCUCGUUUGGAGGAAGUAGGCAAGAUUGUUUUAUAAAUGUCUUCGCCAUGGUUUGAUUUCAAAUUUGCAGGACUUAUGCAGAUCCCAAAUUCACAAAAACUGGUACUAAUACGUAAGAAAAGUUAGUUUUGCAUAAUAGGUCCCUUUUAAGAAACGACAUUCCAUAAGCUCAACCUAUAUAAACACAUUACUGUCUGAGCAACUAAGUUAUUCAAUUGUGUGUGAUCGAUUUCUACUCAGAGGACAACAAUUAUUAUAUAUUUUUUUUGUAAUAAAACUUGGUUAAAAUAUUUCAGUGUGUAUAUAAAUACACUAUGAGCGAAUUCAACAAUAUCAACAGUUCCGUGAUAAUAAUGAUACCCGUGAUCAUUUUGGUCACAAUAACCAUGAUAUAAAAUUUUCAUAUCGUUCCAUUCCUAAUCGUAAUAAAUAGGAAUUGCGGAUGUGAAUCCAUUUUUCCAGCUCCCCUAUAAAACUAGUGCUCUCAAAUGAUAGAUUUAUUAGAUUAAUCAAACUUUUUAGCUGAUAUUAAUCAUGUCUAAAUCACAGUUGAUUAUUGGUUUUUAUAUUCAAAAUAAAGAAGAAAAAAAAGACCCCAAUAUUUUGACACAAAUGCAAUUUUAUUGUCAGAAUGUCAUGCUAUUUUUUUAAAUGUUUUACUUGAAUAUACUCAUUUUUUUGUUCAAAACUUGGUAGCAUGAAGUGCAUAUUUUGAGCAACUGCAUCAAUAUUGCAAAUACCAAGGUGCUAAUGUACUAAACACAACCAUAUAAAUAAUUAAUCUGCAUUUAUACAUUGUUAAUAUGAUGAUUUGUAACAAUUAAUCUCAUGUGUUAAGUUUGGCAGCCCUAAUGAAAAGAUAAGAAUCUAAAUAUAUAUGCACAAAUGGAGCAAACCCCAUUUAAAAUGGUUUAUUAUCGCCCAUUCUCUAGAAAAAAAAAUCUCACGUAAAUGUGCAAGCAAUGGCUUGUUUUGGUUAUGUCGACGGCUGUUUACGUCGGCGUGAGUAAGGGUGUCGACUUGAACGGGUUCCAUUGUACCUUCUUUUCUUUACUUUUUUACAUCCCAUUGUUUACAUCUUGGAGAAAAAAAAUGGACUGACAGCAUACGUGCUAAUAAUUACUGCGUUUGAAACCAAGCAAUGUUUUGUUGAUUGGUGGAUUUCUCCUGCAUGCGACGGGAAUCUGAGAGCAUUCAAAGUGUCAACAACGCGAAGGGCUUCUGAUGGCAGAAUGUACGGUACAUAUCAUCUCGAAUGGAGAGUCGCAUCAUAUUCACAAAUGUAAGGAUGAUGCCUUGUAGUGCCAUGGUAGAAAACGUGUGAACGGGUUUUAUGGCGUUUAGUUUUUUUGUCAAAACGAGUGCCAAAUAAUUCUAUACUGAGCCAAAUGUUACUUUACCGAAACGGUGAAUUAAUCCAUUCCUCUCGACAAACAUUCGCCUAAUUUGAAGUCAUAAGUCACUGUUAUGCUGCCAGUCUGUUUUCUUGUCAAAGAAGCAGUAUAUUUUAUAGAUGCUGAACUGUUGAAGAUAAGACAGUUGCUAAGCUGGGAGACAGGGAGGAUUUAAAAAAAAAAACUGUCAUUGUUUUAUUAUUAUAUUAUUUGAACGUUAUUCAUGAAUAGAUUUACUGGUAAUUACUAUUUAAUGUAACUGUAGUACUGUGUUUGUAAAAGAAAUUCAGUGAGUUGUGUUUUAUGACUCGUGGACUACCAGUGAAGUCAGCAUUUCAGUGUUAAUAAUAAUUGAAUUGUUUUUUAAAGAUUAUUUUUGCGACGGCAACAGAGUCAUUAUAAAUGUUCAUUUUAACAUCA
Messenger RNA from Nerophis lumbriciformis (worm pipefish), 12848 nucleotides. It is a transcript of the gene nova1, whose product is annotated as NOVA alternative splicing regulator 1. NCBI's taxonomy places the organism in Eukaryota, Metazoa, Chordata, Actinopteri, Syngnathiformes, Syngnathidae. The record is from RefSeq and is a predicted model, not a curated record. Gene Ontology annotation, molecular function: RNA binding.